This is a messenger RNA of Abrus precatorius (Indian licorice), 612 nucleotides long. RefSeq lists its product as uncharacterized. NCBI's taxonomy places the organism in Eukaryota, Viridiplantae, Streptophyta, Magnoliopsida, Fabales, Fabaceae. Bases 123 to 506 code for a protein of 127 amino acids. The record is from RefSeq and is a predicted model, not a curated record. The transcript has 2 exons. Gene Ontology annotation, cellular component: chloroplast.
GUAAUGGGCCUCAUAUCGUAUUGGGCCUAUUUUGUAGCCCAUGUGUCUAUUUUAGUAAUUAUCCCUCCUUGAGAUUUAUCAAAGCGUUGUGGUUUGUGGUUAUCAAAUCAAAACCUUUGAUAAUGGGAGUUUCAGUUUCGGAGAUAAGUUGGAGUUGGAGGUUUAUGCAUCUAAGGCAGAGGGUUAACCCAUCACCAAACACGCCCUUGUUCCUCCCAAACCCAAUGCCAAUUUGCUUCGCCACAACGACCUCGUCUUCUUCCCUUGUGCCUCGAGCUUUGGGCCCCAAAAGAGAAGAUCAAAAUUCCAUCACUUCUCCACAAGAGGAUUUAGCGUACGUGGGAAAGCUAGUGGUGGGAUCUUUUGUGGGUGCGGGUGCAAUCAAGUAUGGGAGCGCAAUUUUCCCUGAGAUAACCACUCCCAAUAUUGUUCUGGCUCUUGCCAUAAUCUUAACUCCUGUGCUUGUUGCUGUUUUUCUUUUGAUCAAGGAAAGUCGAAAGCCAUAGGCACGUAAUGAAAGCUGAUAAAAGCAACCUCAGCUCCCAUUUGAGUAAAUUACACAUUUGCAUAAAAUGGAUAUUAAAGCCAACUGUAAUAAUACUGAUAAAUGAA